AUGGAUGGGGCGCCUCCACCAGAAGAAGACUUUUCAGCUCUUCCGAUAUCCGAACGACUUGCGCACAAAAACUGGAAAGCGCGUGUCUCCGCUUAUGAAGCACUCGUGAAGACGUUUGGCGCAACGCCGUCCGAGACCGAUCCCGCCUUUAAGCCAUAUACAUCCAAUCCAGAACUCCUCAAGAAGAUGGUCACGGAUGCAAACGCCGUCGCGCAGGAGAAAGGCGUCGAAGCCGUGAUCGCAUUUGUCAAAUUCGCUGGAGAGACGUCUGCAAAGACGAGAGAGGCUGUCGUGCCUGCCUUGGUCGACAAGUGUCUCGGAUCAACGCGUCAGGGUACGAAGACAAAGGCCAUAGACCUCAUCCUGGAGUAUGUUGAGGUGGAAAACGGUGCUGCUGCCGUUGUGGAAGACGUUCUUCCGGGCUUGAACGCGAAGCAGCCAAAGACCGUGGCCGGUGCAGUAACGGCCCUAAAGGAGAUCGUCAGACUAUAUGGUCCGGUCGUAUGCCCACCUAAGUCUGUGUUCAAGGCGUUGCCAAAGAUCUUUGGGCAUACAGACAAGGCCGUGCGCGCAGAGGGCUCGUUACUCGUACAAUCACUAUAUAGCUACGUUGGAGACGCUAUUCAACCGGCCAUUGCAGAGCUCAAGCCUGUUCAAAUCAAGGAAAUCAAUGAGGCAUGCGAGGCGCUCAAGGCAGAGGGAAAGGGGCCCGGAUCCUUCAAACCAGAACGAUUCACCCGUGCAGCUGCCAGAGAAAGAGAGGCAAUGGAUGCCUCCGCUGUGGAAGAAGAGGCUGCCCCCCCAGCAGAGAUUGACCCGACUGAAUUCAUGGAGGAAACUGACGUCGUCAAAAAGUUUCCCGAAGGCCUUUAUACGAAUUUGGCGUCCUCCAAGUGGAAGGAUCGAAAGACCGCAUUGGACGACCUUGCAGCAGUCCUCACGCCGAUGCAGAAGAUUAAAGACUCGCCUCCAGAAUUUGCCGAGCUAACCAAGGCACUCGCUGGUCGCAUGUCAGAUGCUAAUAUCAUGUGUGUUAUGGCCGCUGCGUCCUGUGUCGAAGGUCUUGCAAAGGGGCUGGGGACACCUUUUGGCCGAUACAGGGAGAUAAUCGUCACUCCUAUGCUUGAUAGGCUCAAGGAGCGCAAGCAAAACGUAACCGAUUCCCUCGGCCAAGCGCUUGAUGCCGUAUUUGCGACCGUAACUUUUCCUGACAUCGUUCCGGAUAUUUUGCCACAACUAGCGUCAAAGAAUCCUCAAGUCAAAGAAGGCGCGGUCAAGUUUCUCCAUCGAUGCAUGCUGUCAACGAAAACGCCACCGGCGCCUGCACAAGUGAAGUCGAUUUCAGAAGCGGUGGCUACCCUUCUAUCGGAUGGUGCAGAGCCCGUCAGGAAUGAAGCCGCAGAGACGUUGGGUGUCUUUAUGAAGAUUGUCGGCGAGCGUGCAAUGAACCCCGUCUUGGAACCGCUGGACGACAUCAAGAAGAACAAGGUUAAAGAGGCAUUUGACAAGGCUGUAGUCAAGUGCAAGGUUGGAGGUACGGCGCCUGCUCCUCGAGCGGCAGCUCCUCCAAAGGCAGAGCCACCAAAAAAAAAAGCAGUGCCAACAAAGCCCAAAUCCGAGGAGGAGCCGCCCUCAGAAGAUGGCCCUCCACCAACUCCUGCUAAACUUCCUCCAAAACUUGCGGCAAAGCUAGCAGCCUCGAAGAAGCCAGCAGGUGAUGCUGGAGGAGGCGGCGCAUCAGCCCCUGCAGCCCCUGCUACGGCGGCUCCGGCUGUCAAGAAACCAGCUGCCGUUGCAGCACCAGCAAAGGCGUCUGCAAAAGCCGGACCACCUCCUGCGACGGAUACGUUCAAGUUCCGCUUCACUCCUGAGGAUGCCGAAGAACGCAUCUCAGAUCUUAUACCCGCCAACAUUCGAACGGACUUUGGUGACGCCAACUGGAAGACGAGGUUGGCCGCUUUGGAUGAGAUGACGGCAUGGUUAGAAGGCGGUGUAGUCGAUUCUGUCGAAAGCGAGCUGGUCGUCCGAUUCUUGGCAAAGAAGGGCUGGAGUGAGAAGAACUUCCAGGUGUCAGCCAAGCUCUAUGGGGUUCUUUGCCUGCUGGCAGAGCGAGCCUCCACGUUUGGCAAAGCAUCCGCUGCUUUGGCUAUCCCUCACCUGACAGAGAAACUCGGAGACCUCAAAUUGAAGAAGCCUGCUGGUGAUGCUUUGAUGCUUUUUGCGGAAAAGACAUCGUUGUCAUUCGUCUUCAGUCAAGCUUAUGAUCCGCUCUCGAAGCAAAAGGCUCCAAAAGUGAUUGCCGAUGCGACUACCUGGAUGAAGGAUGCUCUCAUAGAGUUCGGAAUCGCAGGGCUCUCGCUAAGAAGUCUCAUCGACUAUCUCAAGAAUGCGCUUACCAACUCGAACGCCGCUGUGCGUUCAAGCGCCACUAACACGCUCGUUACUCUCAAACUCUUUGCAGGCGCUGCAAUCAAGGACUUCCUAGACGGUGUCAAUCCUCAGCUAAUGGCGACCAUCGAAAAGGAGUUUGAGAAAGUGGAAGGACAAGAAGCACCAGUGCCGACGCGUACACAAGCAGAUGUAUCGCCAGUGACAUCCAGCGGCGGUAGUGCAUCCAAAGGUGCCGAUCCGAUGGAGGAGCUCUACCCGCGUGUGGAUAUCGAUCGACUGCUCGUUGGCACUACCAUUUUGGCAGACUCCAAGAGCGAUGCAUGGAAGUCCCGCAAAGAGGCCCUAGAGAAACUGCAAGGUUUGCUCGAAGCCAACAAGCGAUUCAAGCCUAACCUAGGGGACAUUGGACAGGUCUUAAAGGCCCGUGUACUCGACCAAAACAAGGCGGUUCAAGCUCUAGCUCUCGACAUCAUCGCCCGAAUCGCUACUGGCAUGAACAAGCCGUUUGAAAAGUACACCCGAAUAUUCGUCGUCUCAGUGGCGGCUGUUCUCGCCGAUCAAAAGGCUCCAAUUAGAGGGUCUGCCAUGGCCACAUUGACAGCGAUGGCUACUGCAUGCGAAAGUAUCGAUUCUCUCCUCCAUGGCCUCGCAACGGCGCUGGAGGUGCAGAACCCACUGCAAAGAAGCAAUCUUCUAGGAUGGAUGGUAGAUUGGUUCAAAGAGCAUCCGCCAACAACGCCCAACUCUCUUUCAGAGCUGUCGGCGCCGACUGUCCUCUGCUUGGACGAUCGCAGUGCAGACGUUCGCAAAUCAGCCCAAGCCCUUCUUCCAUAUCUCAUCCAGAACGUUGGAUACGAUGCCAUAGUCAAAGAAACAAAUCCACUCAAACCAGCUUCUCGCUCCGCCAUUCUACCCAUUCUGCAGGCGCUCAAGCCUUCUGGCUCGACGGCCACAACUACUCAAGCAGUAACAGAGCCAAAGCCAACCGCGGAGGCUGCCUCUGCCUCUGCUCCGAAACCCAAAGCAACCGGAGUCAGUCGCCCAAUCGCAAAGGCGCCAUCCAAUCCGGCCUCUUCGAGACCGGAAUCAAGGGCCGAAUCCGAGAUAGAAGCACCUACUGCUGCCAAAGUUCCACUAAAGAGCAAACUUACAGCUCUCAAGCGACCCGGUACUGUCGUCGCUCCAGCUGCUAAAGCAGCGCCUCGCACUAGCAUGAGUGGUGCCACUCCUGCACCUUUCAUGAACUCAAACCCAGAAAGCAAGAAAGGGAGGCUCGCCAAGGAUGCUAAUCGCUGGGUCAUUGAAUCGGGACCGGUGCGAAAGGACCUCGCAGAUUUUUUGCAGGCACAGAUGGACAACUCCACUUCGAAAGACGUAACCGGUCUCCUCUUCAGUCAAGAACACAAUGCAGUCAAUGACUGGGUGUCGGGUAUGACCAUUAUCAGCGAUUGCUACGCCAACACUCUAGCGGGGGACGAACGCUAUGGUCCCACAAAUGAGGAUAUGAAGGCAAUAUUGAUCGCCAACUCUGAUUUGGCCCUCAAAUAUGCGUGCCUUCGAGUUCAUGAGAACCAGUCCAAUGUCGUUGGAAAGGCGCUGGACGUCGUCGAAACGGUCCAAGCACUCCUGGCGGCGAGUGACUAUCGACUCACAGAUGCAGAAGCUGCUUGCUUUCUUCCGACUUUUGUCCACAAGCUUGGCGACGCUCGCGAACCAGUGCGUGUACGAGUACAGCAGAUCAUCCAAAAGCUCCCCAAGAUCUAUUCGUAUAGUCGCAUUUUCCAGACUCUCCUCGAACACGGUUUACGGUCCAAGAACGCGAAGACUCGUCAAGGGGCCCUAGACGAGCUUGGACAUGUACUGAGGAGUGCGGGUCUCAGUGCUUGUGAACCAUCGAAAGCAUUCCCGGUUGUCGCUUCUAUGAUAGGAGACAAGGAUGCGGCAGUUCGUAAAUCGGCGCUAAGCGUGUUGAGCGAAGCGUAUAUCCUGGAAGGCGAACGCAUCUGGAGCCACGUAGGAACGCUUUCCCUGAAAGACAAGGGCCAGCUGGAGGAGCGUCUGAGGCGUGUACCUGGCGCAAAGACACCUGCUUCUCCCGCUCCGCAAGCGAGUGCGACACAUGCAGCAGGAUCGAGGCUGUCGAUGGUAUCUCAACGUGCAGAAUCACCAGCAUUGACAUCGCGCCUCUCUAGGCCCAUGUCGCCCGCCGUUUCUGUCAACGGCAGAGCGUCUCCUGUCAGCGUCAGUGGUCGAAUGACUCCAACGACGCCGACUACCUCCUCUAAUCGGCCCAAGAGGGACGAGGGGGCCCCGUCUCAGCCUCACCUAGACCCAGCUCGCUGUCCCAACGAACAGAGCCUCCUCAGCAAGUUCCUUCCAUCUCAAGCCAUCAAUGGCCAUGGCGCCCAGCUGCCCGAUCUCAACGCCACAGACGACAUUAGCUUAAUUAUAUCCAACAUUCUGAGCAAUGAUCCAUCACGCAGCGUUGAUGCGCUCAAAAAGGUUCAGAAGAUUCUCGAGAUUAGCCCCGAAGCAGGGAAAAAUGACGCUCGUUAUCGAGAAUUGGCGGAUCAUACAGAAGGUCUCAUCGAGACCAUCACCUCGCAGAUCCUGCGUGGAUUAUUGGAGGAGCUUACACUUCGAUUGCUGAUUACGGAUGAAAGCACUGAGACAAAGGUCAAGGACCUUUCCAAGUUUAUCAACAUGAUCUUGCUCCGACUCUUUGCUACCGGUCGCCGCAUCACCAUCUUCCGGGCGCUUUUCCUUCUCCUUCUUCAGAUCGUCAAACCGUUUGCUAUGAACGGCACGACAACUGAGGAUCGUCCUGCAAAAGUAGCAGAACUGGUCCUGAAAUGCAUCUGGAAAUUAGCCAGAAACAUACCGGAAGACUUGAAGAAUCAUGUGCUGGAUCCUGUCGAAUUGUUCCCGGCCAUCGAGCAGUUCUUGCAAUCGAUACCGCCUAAUGAUUGGAGAGCUCGUGCGACUAACAAGAUACCCAGCGGUGAUAUGCCUCUUCGCACGGUCAAAGUGAUCAUUCAGCAUGUGGUCGCUGAGUUCCGAGAGGAUGUCUACGAUUACCUGUCUCAAGCGUUCGACGACCCUUCUGCGACAAUAGUCUACCCUUACGUCUACCGCAUUCUCAAUGCUCGUCCAAAGGACGAAGGCCAACCCCAAGCCGAAGCCAGACCUCCAUCUCCAACCCAGAGUGCGCGGUCUUCAACAUUUUCACGAGCGCGUCAGGAUUCGAUUGCGUCCCGAGCCUCGACUCACAACACGUACGAGCCUUCAGAAGCCUCAACCAAGGCGUCACAACACAAUGACGCAGACCUGGAUGAGCAACUCAACGCCAUUUGGCUCAAGACCUCGGUCGAAAAUGGGGCAAUGCACAACGAUGCAAUCACAGAGCUUUGGAAUUUCAUCAAGGCGCACCCGGAAAAGAAGCCACGGGUGGACGCCAUGAUUGAUAGCACCGGAGGGGUCUACACUCGUUACAUUCGACGAGCCCUCGCAAGGCGGCAAGCCGAGGAUGACCUUAGUUCGGCGACUCCGAGAGUAUCGGGUCGGCCAAACUCCGAGGAUAUGUCCCAACCACCUUCAUCUCCUGUCAGGACUCCUGGAUCUCCGAGACGUUCUCUUGCGACAGAUGAAGAAUCCGUAGCGAGGAUGCGGCAUUUCCACGACAUGUUCAAUUACAAUGGCAGGACAAGCAUCGUCAGCAAUGGAUCCUCACGUGGGUCUAUUUAUGAAGGGCAAGGACUGAACCAUCCUGGGGUCCAAGCUCAUCUCGAGUCGCUGCGCCGGCGGGAUAGUAUGGCCUUUAACAAUUCCUAG
Messenger RNA from Serendipita indica DSM 11827, 6222 nucleotides. The record is from the annotation of a GenBank genome assembly. Lineage: Eukaryota; Fungi; Basidiomycota; Agaricomycetes; Sebacinales; Serendipitaceae.